Messenger RNA from Cajanus cajan (pigeon pea), 342 nucleotides. RefSeq lists its product as uncharacterized. The record is from RefSeq and is a predicted model, not a curated record. Lineage: Eukaryota; Viridiplantae; Streptophyta; Magnoliopsida; Fabales; Fabaceae.
AUGGAAGUGGAAGACAAAGGCAAUGCACGUACGAGGUUACAGAAGCAUGCCCCGGCUUCUCUUGACAUUCAUAAGGUUCUCAGUGAUUGUCCCUCUAACCCUUUUGUGGAGGCUUCGAGGGCAAUACCGUUGUUAUCUCCACUCGUCCUUUCUCCACAACCCGUGUAUGCAGACAUUAUUAGUAUUCAAGUUCGAACAUCAGAGAAUAAUGGCAGUGGUAGUAUGAUUGCAUGUGCAUCCUCCACCGGUUGGGAACAUCCAGCUAUGGCUUCAUUUCCUGAGCCAUCAACUUUGUGCAGUUUCUUCCAAAAGCAAUGCGUUUUUGUGAACCAUGCACAGUGA